AUGUCUGCUAUCUGUUCUAAACGUCAGAGGGACAACGACUUUGAGGCGCGAGAUGUGGACUGGGAGCGGGAACGACAGCGGAAGAAACUGCGGCCACUUCCAUUCCGGGCCUCCCCAACAUCGAAACACACCACUCUAUUCUCUCAAACUCGCCAGUUCCUAUCUGUCGAUAUCCUCCCAACCAUUACUCCCAUCGAAUCAUCCGAUGACGAUGAAAAUGGUACGGUGUCUGACAUGGUUUUGUCCCCUCGAAGCCAAAUGGGGAGGAAGGACGACAUGCCAUUUCUAUCCAUUCGGGUGCAACCCUCUCCCGACACAGACUCGGAUCUUGAAAUGACCGACCAACCUCGCUCGUCGAACAACCUCUCACCACCCUCCACUGGACCGACACCCAGCUGGCCUGGGAAUGCUGUACCAUCGCCAAUCCCCCAUCAUCUCAUUACACAAUCUCUCAAUAUCAGUGGGGGCCGCACUGCAACUCCGAUCUACGGACAUUUCACAACGAAUAUGAAAGUGGAUGCCAUGAGCCAGGGUUCUGAUAAUGCAAAUAAUGACCCACCUUCUUCUUCCGCCGUUCCUGCUGCUGCCUCAACUCCUGCUUCGCCCAGCAGUUCGUCACGAGAUCCAACAGGUGGAGAAGACUGGUCGCGCCGUCGGAGACUUCCAAGCCCUAUCAGCGAAGACGAAAUCUCUCCAACUCACCCCUUUCCCCAAGCCAAUCGAAUUCUCGAACCAAAUACUACACCAGCAUCUCCAUCUACCUCCACUCACGGUUUGGAGGAAACAUCACCUAACCACUCCAGCUCAGCUCCGCAGUCCUGGGCCACCCACGCCUUGAAUCAGACUUCUUCAACAACGUCAACAGGCGACCAAUACACUGGAAUCAGCAACUUAGCUCCACUCACCCAGGACUCCUCUGCUAGCUGUCUACAGCAUGCUGUGGGCGGCGAUGAUAGGGAUGCUUACCAUUCAGAUAGCUGGGUCGGGCAAACCACAACAGCUCCUAUUUCUCCUCCCGCCACCAACGAUAUGACUCCCCGACCCGGCAAGUCUAAAAUCAUCAUUGCUAUGGGCUUCCGUUCUGACUGUGACAAAUGCCAGCGUCGUGUACCUGGACACUACAGCCAUAUCAUCCGUGGUUAG
Molecule: messenger RNA, 1143 nt
Organism: Paracoccidioides lutzii Pb01
Exons: 2
Coding region: 1-1143 (380 amino acids)
Source: RefSeq, a predicted model, not a curated record